Molecule: messenger RNA, 555 nt
Organism: Capronia epimyces CBS 606.96
Lineage: Eukaryota; Fungi; Ascomycota; Eurotiomycetes; Chaetothyriales; Herpotrichiellaceae
Product: signal peptidase I
Exons: 2
Coding region: 1-555 (184 amino acids)
Cellular component (GO): signal peptidase complex; membrane
Molecular function (GO): serine-type endopeptidase activity
Source: RefSeq, a predicted model, not a curated record
AUGUUGUCCUCCCUCGCCCCGUACCUCUCGAACCCACGGCAGACACUGGCCCAAGUCCUCAACUUCGCCCUCGUCCUAUCUACGGCAUUUAUGCUAUGGAAGUCGCUCUCGGUGAUCGCCGACUCUCCUUCCCCGAUCGUUGUGGUCCUGAGCGGAUCGAUGGAACCUGCGUUCCAACGUGGCGAUUUACUGUUUUUGUGGAAUCGAGAUAAGACAGCCGAAGUGGGAGAGAUUGUGGUGUACAAUGUCAAGGGCAAGGACAUUCCUAUUGUACAUCGCGUUGUGAGGAGUUACGCUCCACUGGGAGUCGGAGCAGAUGCGGAUGCAAGUGCGUCUCCCAAAUUAUUGACGAAAGGCGACAACAACGUGGCGGACGAUACAGAGUUAUAUGCGCGAGGACAGAGCUACUUGGACCGGAAAGAGGAUAUCGUCGGCAGUGUGCGCGGAUAUGUACCUGCAGUGGGAUACGUCACCAUCAUGUUGAGUGAACAUCCAUGGCUGAAGACUGUUAUGCUGGGAAUUAUGGGCUUGAUGGUGAUCUUACAGAGAGAAUGA